AUAUAUAUAAAUGUUCAUGCAUGCCACAUACACUACUCAUUUUCCCCCAACAAAUUAUUGUUCUAGAACAUUACACAAAGCUAGCUAGCUAGCCUAUUUUUUAUUUUCUUUUUUGUUUAAAUUACAAGUGGAGUGUUGCAUUAAUUUUAAUUAAUGGCAUCCAAUUCAAGAAAGAAGAGUGGAUCGGUUGUUUUUGAGGACUAUUUCCCUUCAAUGAUGGAGAAAUUGGGAAGUGAAGGGUUUAUGAAGGAGUUGGCAAAUGGUUUUAAUGUGUUGAUGGACAUAGAGAAGAAAGUGAUAACAUUUGAGAGUUUGAAAAGGAACUCUGCAUUGCUUGGGUUGGAAGGUAUGAGUGAUGAUGAGAUUAUGUGCAUGCUUAGAGAAGGUGAUCUUGAUGGAGAUGGAGCUCUUAAUGAGAUGGAGUUUUGUACUCUCAUGUUUAGGUUGAGUCCUGCUUUGAUGAAUAACUCUAAGCAACUUUUGGAAGAAGCUAUUUUCACUGGCCGUUAGUGACUUGUUCUCUUUUUUUAAUGUCCUCUUAAUUAGACUCUAAGCACCCUCUCUUGUGUUUUUUUCAAUCUAAUUAGGUUCUUCCUUUUUGGUAUGUGUGUGAGUCUUUCUAGUUAGUUUGUUGAAGAAAAUCUUAUUCAACAAUACUGCACUCUUCUUUUUGUUUAUUUUAUGUGUUAUACUAAUUAAUAUAAGGCAUUAUCAUGGGAGUGCACUGUCAAUAAGCAAAUUGUGGUUUGACAAUACACUCUAACGGGUGAAAAUUUGUGAUA
Messenger RNA from Cicer arietinum (chickpea), 782 nucleotides. RefSeq names its product calcium-binding protein KRP1-like. The record is from RefSeq and is a predicted model, not a curated record. NCBI's taxonomy places the organism in Eukaryota, Viridiplantae, Streptophyta, Magnoliopsida, Fabales, Fabaceae. Gene Ontology annotation, molecular function: calcium ion binding.